Molecule: messenger RNA, 29721 nt
Organism: Xyrichtys novacula (pearly razorfish)
Lineage: Eukaryota; Metazoa; Chordata; Actinopteri; Labriformes; Labridae
Source: the annotation of a GenBank genome assembly
AUGGAUGUCAAGAAAAAGACGUUCUUGGAGAACUUGCGCUCAAAAACUAAGUUUGCCAAUCUGAAAAAGCCAGGCAAGAAGGCACUUGCCAAGCAGGGCAGGAGGUUGGCCCAUCGGCGCAGUAUUUCUGUACCAGACCUCAGGUUUGUGCCAGGUGAAGCAUUUUCUACAGACGCCUUGGGGUCUGAUGGCUCUGAUGGCGUCUUCUUUGGGGUUUCCCCUGGUGUGAGUGACACUGAUUCUGUUGCAAGUGGUGUGAUUCCUGAUGGACCAAUUUUCGCAGACAAACUGACUGAGCCUGCCCCAGAAACAAGACUCAGAGUUCCCAAAGAACACCCAGCUUCUGCUUUUAACCGAGCAAGUGCACCAGUGACCCUCUAUGAGGAAUGUGAUGAUAUGUUAAGUUCAAAAUCAGAGAACAAGGUAACUUUUGACCAGUUGUAUACACAACCAGAUAAAAAAGCCAAGGGGAAUGCACCUAAAUUUACCUUUGAGCCUGUCCCCGCACCAAGAUCUGUUUUCCACAGUACCAGUGUUCUCUCACCAAGGCUGGACAUGGCAGGGAGAGAAAAUCCCUCUGGCGACGAUCCCGCAACGGACAGGGGGCUUUCAGGUUCUCUUGCUGCAGCGUUGGCUAGAGCGAGCUCCCUCGGAGAACAAGCAAAUCCUUACAUGGAGAGGAAGAAUGUGUCAUUUGAGCAGAAACGGCCAUCAUCUGAAAAAGGGACUCCACCAGCAAACAGAGGAAAAUUAUCUCUGAUAUUAGAUGCUCCAAGCACUGUUUUGGAAAAUGCAGACCGUAAUUCUCUGGACUCUGGUACUCCCAACGAGGAGAGAGUCAACAUGACCUGGACAACGGACUCAGAAGAACCGGAACGAGAACCUUCUACUCCCUUUUUUGUGAAACAGUUCUCAAUUGACAAGGCUAUGCUUGAAGAUGCCCAGUCUGAGGAGGCCCAGGAAGAAAUUGAGGUCAGUUUUUAAAUAGAUGUACAACCCUAUGCAUUCAGUCACAGGAUAAUAAUCAUAAUUAAAGUCAGUUAGAGCAUACAUUUUUAAUCUAAAACUGUAUUAAUACUAAAUUUGUUUUUUUAUUAUUUUAUUUUAAUAGUGAUUAAUCUAGAUGUACACAGUAAAAAUUCCCAAGCCUGUUAGCAAGUUUUCUAAUACAAUGUAGCACUUCUAUGUAAAGUAUAUGUAUAUUGUAGUUCUGCUGUGACAGUAGAGGGGAAGUGUUGGCCUAUAGGAUUUGACUUUUGAUAGCCCUGGGCUAUAACUGAAACUAUGGCUGUUGUGUCUUUCAUUGUCUAAAUACCUUUUAGGUAAGGAGAGCAGCCAAAAAACCUGUGUUUCUUGUUAGAAGAACCAUGUGGCAUGCAUACUGUUGCAAAAGUUCAUGGAAACAACGAUAACAUCUCAUUUUUCUUACUGUUGACGAAUGUUACCACUGUCCUCACCCUAGUUGUAUCUGAAAAAUGAGCUGUUGUCAUGAGGAACACGUUUCCCAUUGGUUAGAUAAUAGAUGCCCUCAUGUACAAAAAGCUCCUUCAUUAGUGUAAUCCAAAUUCCAUCAGUACAAAUACCUUAACACAAAAACUUGUCUCUUGUUUUAGGUGGUGCUUUUUGCACAGCUACUCACUAAAUAUAAACAUGUAUGAUUCUAGUCUGUUCUCUGCUAUGGUGGUGCGAGAUGGUGACCUCUGUGGUUGCUGGCUCAGUCCUGUGUAGAUAUGUGAGCUCAUUUUAAGUCCACAAAAACAAAGGGGUAUAUCAUAAUCAGGUGGCUGUACACUGUUUUAACCAUACUUUUGAGCUUUAUUUUCUUUUUUACCACAUUAAUAUACUUCAUGCUUUUAUCAGUUAAAGUAACAUUAAAACUCAUUGCAACCUUUCUGUCAUUUAGCUGUGCAGUGAGCCUUGUGAUUUCUUUGAGGAGAGUCUACAAGAUCCCUUGGAAGCCUCUGUGCCAGCAGGACCUGAAGUUCAAGUACCCGGCCCAUUCCAACGGUAUCUCCUGAACAUCAACCUGAAGCAGGGCAGGAACCUGGUCAUCAAACACAAGCGCUCUGGUAGGUCAGCAACCUAUGGUUUGUCUGUUUGUCUUGGCCUCUCGUGGCCCAUAAGACACGUCUGACUUUGCACUAAAUUGGAUAAUUACUGUCUUUGUGCUCUAACAUCAAACUGCUCUCUUUACUGCGGGGAGUGUAUGGAACAUCCUCGGAUAGAUCAGUGCAGAUCAAGAGAUAUAUCAAAUUUCUUGCAAAAGACUGUAGAUCCUUGAGUGGCUGCUUAAGACUAAGCCUUUAAUGAAAUGCUGCAUGUACAUACAAUGCCUAUACAUCUCGUUAAGCUCACUACGCUUAUAAACCAAUCAGUCAGCUGAAAGUAGUGAACGGGAAAUGUGCUAUUGUGUAUAAAGGCAAGAUGGGCUGUGUUCAGUUAAUGCCUGUGUUUACUUGUACGGAUGACGUCUCUUGUCGAGCGCCGUUUGUACAAGGAAAAAAAAAACACACUACAACAGAAUGCAGUCAGACCAGUAUGACGAAAGACAGACUGGCAUCGAGCAAUCAGUGCUAAUUAGAAGAACGCACAAUCUGUACAUGAAACCACUGGGUGUUGUGACUUGGUUAUGCUACUGAUUUUGAAAUAGUGUAUGAGAUUGAAUGGUAGUAAAACCUUUAUCAAUUUUAACCAGCAGUGCUUUUCUCUCACGUGGGCUGUCUCUUAAAAAAGCAUGUUGCUCAGAGGUUUGGAAAGAAAAAACUUGACUCACAAAAAAAGUUAGCAGUUUUUUUUUUGUUUGUUUGUUUUUUAAAUCUAUUUAAAGUUGGAUGUUUGAAUUUGGUUUUCAUAAAUCUGUUUUAAUCUGCAAUAAUCCUUUAACACCAUUUGGAGCCUCCGUUUGGUUUUAUUGUAUUAUCUCAAGUCAAGUAUGAAGUUCAGCUUCAGAGAGGGUUUUGAUUUUUAUACAUGUAAAUACUUUGAUUUUAUUAAUUUACUGAUCUGCUAUGAAUCGAUUUCCUUUCUUGAGUCAUCAUUGAUUUGUGAGAGAAGCAGAGACACCGGUAUCGAUGGGUUAACUGAAGGAAAGUGGCGACAUCAUGUGGCUGCAAAUGGUACUACAACAUUUGAGAAACCCAUGUGUGGUCUCAUUAAUUGUGGCUACUUCUAUAUAUUUGACAGAUUUCUCUGGUAAAAAAAAACUUUAAACAUGGCAGUAUUUCAAAGCUAUAUCAAUGUAGCCUGGAGGAGGUUUCUGUACGGUUUCUGUCGCGCUGUAUCUCUGAAAUCACAUCGCAGUAAAAGCAUUUCUCCUUUGGAUGAUCGUUUCCUUUUCUUCCUGCCUGGUGGCCUGAGCCCCCUAAGCCUAGUGCCCUACUCCCUGCUAGUUGAGACCUUACUUUCCCUGACAAGAUGGCACCAUGAUGAUGCAAUCCCCACACGCCCCCUGUCUCUCCACUGUUUGCCCAACAAUCAACCCUGUGCCAAAGGCUCAGCAAUAGCAUACAUUGUCAUUACUUAUUCUAAAAAGGACCCACACCACCAGCCCCCACUCCUUGGUUUUUGUUCUCGCCUUUUUUUCCCAUUAAUUUCCAUCGUCACCGUUCUCAGUCAUGCCAGAGCUUUUCUCCUUGCUAGCUGCCACAUUCUCCUCCUGUCAAGUUGCCUGGAGGUUUCCCUGUCACAGGCUGGCAGGGUGGAGCUGCUGUGGGUCCUGCCUGCCUUUGCGAGAUGUUCAUUUGGAGUGGGGAGCUGACAGGCCUGACAGCCCAUCCCCACAGGGCCUUUGUCAUGUGAUUCAAGCCUCCCUGCAGGCUCUCUCAAGCACCCCUUUAUUCCCCUAUACAAAUGAAGGCAUGGGACUGGCUUUCAUUUUUUGGCCAAUCUGCAUGCAAUUGCAGAAACAAAGAAAUCCCAUACCCCCACUCUACUCGCAGACAGACUUUCUUAACAGGCUUGGGAGAUUAACACUGGUUGCUUCUCGUUCUCGGUUCCUGGUUACCUCAUGCUGGCUAGUGUGUCUACUCUUUCACAAUUAAAAAGCUACAUGCCUCUGUUUUGCCAUGUGUGAGGUGCAUCUCCUCAUAUUUCAGUCUCACACACCAUCAGCAUGAGGGGACGGAUUGUAGAUACGUGUGUUAAUUUGUGUGUUUUCAUACAUACUCAAAAUACGUUUAACAAGAAGUGAGGAGUUUGCAUUAAAUGUCUCUCUUGCCACAGUUUCUACACUGUUAUUGAACAUUUACAUAACACUUCAGAUAAUGACCACUCGCUGAUUUGCUUUUUUAUCCUGUUUUAUUCUAGGUACUAGUGAUCCUUAUGUGAAGUUCAAACUUGAGGGAAAGCAGCUUUAUAAAAGCAAAGUGAUCUAUAAAAACCUGAAUCCACGAUGGAACGAGUCCUUCAGCUAUCCUCUCCGUGACAGAGAACAUAUUGUGGAAGUUCGGGUAGGUAUUGUUGUUUGAACGGAAGUGCGGCGGUCUUGUAGCAGAGCGCGCAGCUUCUGUUUAUAAUCUCAGUGGUGUUUGUUAUGUUGUUGCAGGUCUAUGAUAAAAACCGGACAGCUGAUGAGUUCAUGGGUUCAGGCACUAUUCCUCUGAAGAAUCUGGAGUUGUACAAGUAAGCAACAACAUUUUCAGCCAACUUAGAAGACAGAUCAUUGACCAGUGGUCAUAACUCUUCCUGUCUCUUCGCAGAACCUAUGAAAUGGAGCUUCGUCUUGAUGAUCCAAAGAGUAAAGAAGAUGAUAUGGGAGUAAUAGUUGUUGACGUUUGCUUAAUGUUCAGAGACGCCACCAUCAAAAGAAGCCCUGUAAGGUUAUUUCUCUGUAUUAGAAGUCUUUGUAUUUCUCUGAUGCCUGCCUUGAUCAUCUUGUACUAACUUAUGUUAUCCUUUUUUUUUUUUGUUUUUGUAGAGAUGGCCACAGAGAAAGAACAAGGUACGUAUUAAUAUGCUAUAAAAAUUGUUUAAGUUAAAUUUCAGGAUUGUUUCUUGACUGCUGGUUGUAUUGCUGAGUUGAGCUUUUCCAUGUUAGUGCUUCCAUUUCCCCAAUCCUGAGCACUAGGGGGCAGUAGCUCACUGUGCUAUGAUGCAACAAAGAAUGAGGUGUGUGCUCAGGAUGCAGGCUUUUGUGUGUAACCUUGGUUUGAGCACAGCCUAUUUCUUUUGUGGUUUUAUUCUAAACCUUUUUUUUUUUUUUGCAAUGCAUAUCAUUUUCAUUGGUAUCAUUUGUGGAAAAAAAAGUACUUCAUGGUAUUACAUUCUGAUCAAAAACCCAAAUAAUAAUAUUGACUGAAUACAUUGUCGUGAAAGAGCCUUUAGAUGAGUAUUACAGAGCAGUAUUUGGUUUUGUUGUAAACAAAGUUCCAUCUCUUCUCAAGUGGUUUUCGAUAUAUUGCAGCUGUAAUUAGAUUCAGAGUGAAAUAGGAGGGUUGCUGUUUGGGACUGGCACUGUGGCGAGUGGGUUUAUAUUCACACCUAUGUAGUCACUACAUCUGCCACUGUUCAGUCUCUUGAUGGUCCAGUAGACAAUCUCAAUUUGAAAUUAGAUGACAAAGGAAUGAAGCCAUUUUCAUACACAGUGUAGGUUAUCCACUACAGAUGGUUAAAGAUACUCAAAGGGAGACAGAAAUGUGUGAUGGGACUCUUCACAAUGUUCUGCUGCCUAAAUCACAGUGCUAAUUUAACAACGUAACAAUGCCAUUUUUUCCCUGUUUCAUUUUUGACAAACGUACAAUAUCUUAUUGCAUUUAACACCUAUCCUGGAAGUGCUGAAUACCCAGCUCUUGCAGCUCUACUCCCCCUCUUUCUGAACAUCGUUUUCUCCCUCUGUGUUGCCACUACAGAGACAGGGAAUGGCAAGUGCCUAAGUAAAAACUCUGCUGUGUGAUAGUGUUUCAAACAGGAGGGGGUGUAUGGGAGAAGCGGGAGGGGGGCUCUGCUGUUCGAGGCAUGUUGCCAGUGCGGGAUGCCUAAGAUCUGCAACGCUGAUAAUUCCCAGGCAUAGCGGGCAAUAACCCAGAUGUUAGGAUGUAAUAUCACAGCUGUGGAUGGACAGUGCUGAGGUACCAGCCAAAUGGACGUGGGUCUGAGCUCAUCGUGCUUGUCCCCAUGCUGUCCCACCAUAUGGAAGCAAUCGCACAGCCCUUUUAGGACCAGGAAUAGAUUCUCUUUAGGGGCCACUUACAGUUAAGUGGAAUUGUUUUAUUGGCCGCUGAGAUAGAAAUGUGUCCAAGAUAAACACUUGGGAUGACUUGGCUGAGGCCUGUUUUAUAUCGCUCCUCCACUCCCUCUGUUCCUCUUCUUUUGAAGGGGGCUGAUAUUUAUAGGGCUGCGCCUGUGGUAUUCCAUGUUAAUUCAGGUCCCUGAGAUGUGCUUUGAUCCCCUCCGGAUUGGGUGGCAAUGUGGGUUGUGACCCUGUAGUGAAGAGGAGGGGCCGGAGUGGCAGGGGAGUUGUAGCGGGGCUGUUUGAAGUAGCGUCGCCAGGGCAGUCGAAGGAGCUGGGCAAUCAAAGAGGCUAGAGCAGAUUAUGGUCCUGCUCUUUAAUUACAGUCAUCCCUACACAACCUCUCUGCUGUUUGUUUUAACAGCCUUGGCCUAUCACCGCACAGCCUCACGGGAACUCUAACAUGGAGACGUAUCAAGGCCCCUCUCUCUCACUCCCUAUGUGACACGCGGCGAGAGAAGUGGAUUGUUUGCCGGGCUUGUCCUUCAUUUAUGAAAAAGUUCUCCAAUUUAAAACAUCUUUUUUGCGUUUGGCUGUUUCGUUUUCUUGAAAAAAUGUUUUUUUUACUUGGCUGGUUAAAAUAAAUUUUGAUGAUUUUGCCCACAUGCAGUUAACUCUGAGGCUGGCCAUACAUACUGCAUGUAUGCAUAAUUUGCUGAUGAGAGAGCUGUGUGGUUUGCAUCAUUACUCACUGCUGCCUGCUGUCUCUGGUGCAGUAUGCCAAGUGUCCUGCCUCCCCACACUCAGUCUGUGAGCCAGUGAUGAGUGGGACUGUCACAGCCAGGGACAUCUGGCUGCUCGCUGACGUCCCUCUCUUCCUUUCUCUCCAGGAGCCUCCAUGGUGUGGCUUGCCUGUCAGUAGAGAUGUGCUAAUGUGCUCCAACAGAGAUGUGCUGUAUAGUGUAAACCUUUGUCCUAGUUAAAUGCACUCUGUGAACAUGAUGAGGUGCCAGGCUGAGGCAGGAGCACGUAAAUAGAGGGGAGUGCACAGGGGCUCCCUCACACAUGGUGCUUAAAAGAAAAAAAUUAAACUGUCUGUGUGUAUCUUUGCCCUGCAGCAGAACCAGGCCACGCCAGUCCAGCGGCCUGUCGAAACGCCGAAGAAUCAGCUGAAAAAUCAGAUGUGGACCGGGGUGCUUGGAAUCACCUUGGUGGAAGGACUGGACCUACCACAAUACGGGAACGGGGACAUUUAUGUCCGCUUUCGCCUGGGUGAUCAGAAGUACAAGAGCAAGGUUGGAUUUGUUUUCAAGAGUCUUUUUUCCCCACUUCUGCUCGCCUCCGUUUCUCAUGCUCUCGUGUCUUUUCAAAGUCCUCUCUUUAUACUUCAAGUCUUCUUCCCAGCGCCUUCCUCUUACUUCCCCGCUUCCCUCUCUCAGCAGGUGCCUGUCAGUGACUCACCUCCACCUUGGCUCACUGGGCCAUGGCAGAGGCAGCUCAUUAGACUGGGCAAGGCUGCCACUCACUUCUCCCCGUGCUUCAGGCGCUGGGCUUCAUUGCUUUCAUUUGCAUACCCAGCAUGCCCUGUUCAUCUACCUGUACUUGUUGGCCUCCCCCCUGAUGAUUCCACGGUGCACUUGUCUUGUGUUGUCGUGUUAUUUCUUUGUAAACCUUUCUGCUUUCCUCUCCGCUUGUUUGUUUGUUGGACAAAGCUGAUUCUAAUUGGAAGCUGUCAGUGUUUACAAUCCCUGAGUGGCUACUGAGGUGUACACAUACAAGCACACACAAAUAAAGACACACAGGCUCAAUACACCUCUCCUUCUCCUCUCCUGCUUCGUUCUGGUCGGACUGAGAGAAGACUUAAUCCACCUGUCAUGCAGGGGCUGCUCUGUCUCAUAAUGCAUUAAACCUGACAUUGCGUUGAAGUGUGUGUGUUUCCACAUUACUGUAUGUGCUGAAUCUGUGUCUUUUGCUGCCCCCAGAACCUUUGCAUUCAGGCCAAUCCCCAGUGGAGAGAGCAGUUUGACUUCAAUCAGUUUGAAGAUAAGGAACCUCUGCAGGUGGAGGUGUUUUCAAAGAGAGGGAGGAAGUGCGAGGAAUCAUGGGGGAUGUGAGUAUUUCCAGGUGGAUAGUGUUAAUUUUGCUCACAUUGGCUCCUCCACAGAACUAGUUGGCCUUAUGUGUUUCAAUGGACCUAUUUUCCUUUUGUGUCAGGUUUGAGAUUGACCUAUCCAGACUCCCACUUAAUGAGAGGCAGCUCUACACUCAUGUGCUGGACCCUGGAAAGGGCAGGCUGGUGUUUCUGGUCACCCUGAGACCCUGCUGGGGUGUCUCCGUCUCUGACAUCGAAACAGCUCCCUUAGAGAAGCCUGAUGGGCGAGACUCAGUCGUGGAGAAAUUUGUGAGUUUAUUUCUUAUUUUUCUGAUAUGAUUGCUUCAAGGAGGUAUCAAUAAUACAUUUUUUUUAUUCAAAUUAAUUGAUGAACUAUCUUCAGGAAAUCUACCUUGGAUGAACUUUUUCCUUUUCUUUUCCUUUUAGAGCUUGAAGAAUUCGCACAAGAAGGUGGGGGAGGUCGGCUUUCUUCAAGUGAAGGUCAUUAGGGCAAAUGAUCUUCCUGCAACAGACCUCAACGGUAAUCCAAAUCAACAACCUGCCUCGCUCUUUUCCAUUUGCAUGCCUCUGUAUUUGCAUUCUCUAUUCUCUUUUUGUCCUUUUCAGGAAAAAGUAACCCGAUAUGUGUAGUUGAGCUUGGAAAUGGCAAACUUCAAACUCAUACUCUCUACAAGACCAUCAAUCCAGAGUGGCACAAAGCCUUAACAUUGUGAGUAAGACAUCUCCUCAAAAAUCUGUUGUUCUUUGUUUGUUUGUUUGUUUGUUGUGAGUAAAUGUAUUUCCAUUUGCUCUCAUGUUGCAGUCCAAUCAAGGAUAUUCAUGAUGUGGUGGAGUUGACUGUCUUUGAUGAAAAUGGGGACAAAUCCCCAAACUUUUUGGGAAAAGUGGCAAUCCCAUUACUGACUGUGAGUUUGUUUUUUCUUAUAACAGCCUCUAAAUUUCCUCUGUGAAACACCAAAGAUUUUGAUUAUUGUACAUAUUAUAUGAUAUCCAUUUUCUUGAAUCUAAAAGGUCCAGAACGGACAGGAGAUCUGUUUGUUCUUAAAGAAAGAAGACUUGGGGAGUGCGUCAAAAGGAACUAUCACACUGAUUCUGGAUGUCGUCUAUAACAGAGUAAGAAACAAGCUGAGUUAGUUUGAUCUUUCUCACAAUUUUACAAUGAUCUGCAUCAUAAACUACAAUGUUAAAUUCUGAGAAACUGCAGCUUUACUUUCCUUCAUUUGUUUUAGGUCAGAGCUGGCAUCCGAACCUUCCAGUCAAAGGAGGAGAAAUUCACUGAGGAAAACGUGAAGUUCUCCAAAAAGGUUAUCUUAAUUGACAUUUUUUUGCAGGAUUUAGCAGAUGGAACAAAAAAAACUUGCCAAUAUGCUCCCCUCACAUCCAAGUAGUAAAGUAGCCACAACAAAGCCACACAUGGUCAUAGUUUGGAUUGGACUUAGUCAAACUAAUUACUUUAAUUGGCUGUAAACAUUUAAUUUCUCAAGUGGCAAGGAAGGGAUUUUCAGCAACUUCAACCUCAUUGCAAAGUCAUAAACAUUACGUCCAGUAUCAAACGAUGCUAACCAGUGUUUUGUUCCAAUUAUUUCCCAUUAGAUUCUUGCCCGGAAUAUAUAUCGGGUUCGAAAAAUCAGCACAGCAGUUCUGUACACGUUACAGUACAUUAAAAGCUGUUUUCAGUGGGAGAGCACGCAACGGAGUCUAAUAGCCUUUCUGGUAAGUCAUUGCCUCACGUUAAUGAACUCUCUUUAAGCCUAGGGGCGAACAAGUUUUGUCCCAUUUCACUGCAGCCCCGCUUUAACUCUUUCAUUUUAUGUGAAUUAGAUGUUCAGGAAAAUCUCCGGUUUAGCCAUUUUCUCUCCGCUCGUCUUUUCCCAUGAAAAACAAUGGCUGCCUUUCAGUUUUUAUCCCAUGCGUGAUGUGAUGGAUGUGCUUUAUCCUUUAAAUCAAACCCCACUUGGCUUUCCUUCAGUUCUGAUGACAUUAGAGUGUGUUUGAAGGGGUGGGGUUUGGGCGUUUGUAUGUCUGACUUCUUAGCAAAGCCUCCUGACCCAGGGGAUGGUGUAAGGAGGAUCACAGUCUCAGCUUCCUUGGGUGGAGGAGUGACAGUCUGCCUCCGAGAUUUGAACCUUGUUUAAAUGUCUCUGUUUAGCUGUUUUUAAUGAGGGUAUGUGAUCUAAGGUCCUAAGCUUAAAUAAUCUUAAAUCACCCUGUGAAUCCCCCCUCAGUACAGCACAUGUAAUGUCAUGAUUAAGAGUGUACACUUGCCAUGAAAGCCCUGCCAGCGCCGUGUCAGGGUGAGGAAGCGGUCACAGACAGGGUGUGUGAAGAACUCUCCUUUCGCCGCCUUUCUUCUGUCUGCUCUGUCUCAGAGUGACAUGCAAUUCAUACCUGGUGUAUUCUAUAAGCCCUUCUCACUGAUCCUGAGGUGCAAAUCCCUCCAGGCAAUGGCCGGGCUCAGUGUAUCACAGCCUUUGGAAUAGACAGACAGGCAGGCAGGCAGGCAGGCAGACGCACAGACAGGAAGACGGAGAACAAUGCAGGCAAUUGUGUGAGGAUAGAGUGGGAGGGAGGCUACUAUCUGGGAAAGAAAGUUAGGGCACAGAAAGAGGAAGACAGUUUGGUUAUAGCGCGCGGUCUUAGCAGGCAGAUAGCUAGAGACUCGGAGGCAGGGAUAUAGGCAGGAGAGCAAGAGGAUAGGGAGGCUGACAGGUGACAGGUCAGCGGGAUGGGGCCAUCUUCCUCCACCUAUAAUUAGAUCCACCGCAGGCGAUGGGGGUGUGUGGUGGCACACUCUAAUCUUUCAUUUCCACUUCUACUCCACCUGCUGUUUAGGAGUUUAGGUUUGGCACACAAAUACAGACCUCAGAAUAAAGGAAAAGACACACACUCGCUAGUUUCAUCAUCCCGGUACUUGCCGUUACUGCAGGGUAUUGCUUUCUGAUCUUAUUUUGCCAGGUGGGUGUUUACCGAGCUUCCUGUCAGUGGAGAUGAUAAUUCUUGUGACAUUCACUUUAUCUGCUCUGUCCUUUUUUUUUUUUUUUCCUGAAACAUCUCCUUCAAACAGCUGCACACUGGUUUGAAUUAUUUUUAAAAGCAGAUAAUAACAGAGCAGUCAGAGCAGAGCUUUUGUCUGGGUGAGGUGUGCUUUAAAUAGUCCAAGUGUCAAAGGUGCGCAGUGAGAAUUACCCAAACAGAGAGAAUCCGCUGCCUUAGAGUAUAUUUAUCACCCACUCGUCAGCAGACUCAGAGUUCAACAAGUGAAAAGUUCUGUUUUUUUCAAUGAAUCAUUAUAUCCUCAACAAGUAACCAGCUUACAGUCAAACAUGCAAAUGACAUGUGUGUGUUUCAUGUAAUUGAUAGUAACAGAGAAAACUUUGAACCUCAUCGUCCCUCUGACAGUCGACAAGGGCAACAACGGGGUCUCAGCUGACUGUCAUUACAAGCUGAGUGCCGUGCCACCAUCCACACUAGUGCCCCUGCCCACUCCAAGGCGAGCCACAGAGCAACCACUCCUCCUCCUUCAAGUCAUCAUUUGCAAUUAAGUUAGUGUUUGGAGCUGUCUAAAGCAGCAUGCCACCAUGUGCCUUAAUGAAAGCAGCUCCCACUCCUAUCUUUAUAUCUUUAGGCAGUGGUAAUAAGGUAACUGAUUCAGACAUUGACAGAUGGCCUCUGCUUGCCUCUCAGAUGUGCAUAAUUAUACCACUAGUGCCUGCUCUUUUCCACAGUGGCAGGCAGCACAGGGCUUCUCAGGGUAUGCCGAUAGGAAACGCUGCAGUGGUGGGUCUAGCUUUAAUAUACAUUACAAUACAUUAUUUAUCAAGCAGGCAGACCAGUCCUAGCCUUUUACACCAUAUACAUCCUGUAAUGCAUUACCGCUGCUGUGGUUUCUACUGGGACUGCGGGAUGCUCGCGUAGUGCUUUACCAGGAAUACUCAGCCAUUAUAUCACUAAGUCCCACAGGCCAAUUUUCUGACCUGCACGCAGCAUGCAGUCUACAUUUGUAUCCUGUUUAUGUAGAUUCAUGUAUGCAUUAUGAAGUGAUUGUUGGUGUGUUGUGCGUAAGGUAUUCAAAUUUUGCAUGAGGGAUCACUGCUCAGGUUCACGUUAACCAGGCGGGCAAAAAAGAAAAAAGAAAAACGGAGAGAAAAACAGAGUUUUCCUCUUUUCUUCCUUCGAGAAGUUUUCUUUGUUCAGAUCAAGUUAACUUUUCCCUCAUAAGUGACAAUCAGAAAGGUUCACAUGGAGGAACAUUUAAAAUUGGCAUUUACAGGCUGGUGGUUUAUUUGGUUUUUAGCUGCUACUGAGUGAUAUUGUUUGAAAGGAAACCCUGCAGCGAAUGGAAAGAGUUGCAGUAUUGUCAUUGUUUCCAGGUGUAGAAGGUUACCUGUUUUGAUUGUGCAACCUCAUCUGCAGAGACCGUACUGUUUGAAGUUGCCUUCAGUUUUCAACCCGUGUGAAAGCAGUUUUAAAAUAGUCUCUUUAAUUAGGUAACAAGAAGAAAGAAAAAACUCUUUCUCACGCGUUUAUACAAAGUUCUGGCAAAUGCUCAUAAACAUUUUCAUCAGUGAGCGGAAAUCCAAACAAGAAAUUUAGAUUUUUUUUUCCUCCUCCUCUUGUUUAUGCUACAGUAAUGAGCCUGGGAUCUGCUCUUUUCAAGAGUUUGACAACAGCAUGUUCUUUUCUCAGAGAGAGAGAAAAUGUGACAGCGAAAAUCUUCAUAAAAUAACCGCCUUUAGAUGUGCUUUCACUAACACUGAGCGAGAUGAAUGUGCUAUACAUCAGCAGUGACUGCAGAGGGGUCACCCAGAGUUCUUUGCUGCAUGCAAAAACCCGACCUGUAGAUGGCGCUACAGCACUGCUGGAAACACCAACGAAGGUGGAGAUCGGUUACUUUUCCCAACAGGAGCCAUUUGUGGGAACAACUUGGAGUGAAAUCCUCCAUUCUGUGCAUUAGAACCAAGAGACACAAGUUUCCUCAAUAAGAAAAAAAAAAAGAGGAGGAAAAAAAAACUAAGCAUGAAUUAGCCGGCCAAAUUAAUCUGCUUCAGAAGUUUAAAGUUGGGAACAAUUUUGAUUUAGAUGAAAUGCAUGAAAGUUGAAAAAGAAAAGAAAAGGAUCAUUUACACUUGAAAGCUGAUUUUGAGCUUUGCUGUCAUUAGAGCUCUUUAAGUAUUUAAGUAGAAUUAAUAUUUUAACAUACGAGGUACCUCAUCUGUCAGGAGUUAGACUAGAAAGGAACCUGGUAUACCUUAUGUGAGUUUUUGAACUGUUUUCUUUUUGACACUGCCAGGUAGCAACCGCUUUAGACAUCAUUUGACAGCCUGUGAAAUGCUGAUUGCCUCACAUCACACACUGUAAAGAUGGCAUUUGAUGAAUGUUUGAUGCGGUGCAGCUGUAAACACACUUGGCAGCUGCAGCGGGCACUUUUUUUUUUUUUAGGGAGGGAUGAUAGAAUCAUCGUCUGCCCAGAGGAGGGCAGGACAGGGUCAGAUCUGGCUCCAGAGGUCUCAGGAGACCACCUGUGCUGAGCCACAGCAGUCGGGGCCAUUAACUAGAGCACCAGCCCGGCCAAGAUCAAAGCCGUAAUCAGACUUGUCAUAAUUGUUCUUGUUAACACCGUCCCUGAAAAUGAGAUCCUUUGUGAGUUUUAGAAGUGAGUGUUUGUGAUUUUACUGCAGUACCGGGUGUCCGAGGUUUUUUUUUAGGACUGUACAUGCCUGCGAGUUCUCCCCCCUGAUUCUUUUCUGCAUCUGUUUUGUCUCCCUCGGAAAAAAAGUUAGAGGCCUUAAAGGAGUGGGUUUCUUCAGUCCCUUGGGGGUUACGCUCUCCAUCUCCCUGGCUGUGGGAGUUUUCACAGACUCACUGCAGUGGGAAUGUGUCAAGUAGGAAGAAAAAGAUGGCAGGGAUGGCGAUGUGUGUAUUCAUCUGAUUGGGUCUGAGAGAUCUAUUAAUUAUUAAAUGAUAGGAUAUGACUACUUGCAGACUGCUCAGCAUCGCCUCACGAUUUAACACAGUGUUAUUAUUUAGCCGCCCUGAUUGACUGUGUGUCAGUUGACAGCUCCUCGGCUGUUGCUGUGCGUAACCUUGAAACAUGUCCCCUUAUUAGUGGGAUUAACAAGCCUUCUCUGCUAAUAUUCACUUCAUUAGAGCUGUGAAAGUGUUCUCAAUUUCACGUGUUUUAGGACACAGAUUUUUAGUUUCGAGAACACAUUUGAUUCAAUUUAAGCGUAUCAUUAUCAGUAGGCAUUAUUAAACAGCCUGGAGUAACUUUCAAGUACAAACAAGUCGAGUGUCUUCAGAUUUAUAAUCAGCCGCUAAAUAAAUGUGUCGCCUCCAAAGUAGAGGUUUUAUUUGUGUUUGUGCUGCGCUCGUAAUUGUACUGAUGCUUAAGUCCUGUCUCUCUCAGCCAAGAUGAAGUAUGCUCUGUGUUUAACCCCGUUGUGUGUGCCGUAUCAUAAUGACUGCCUUUAACAUACUCGCCACCUUCCAAGUCACAGAGGACACCUCUCCCCAGGCAGCUGAGGCGCUGACCCGCCCGCCCUUGUGUGUGGCUGUUCCGGGGCUGGUCUUGGCCCUUGUGCAUUAACGUGCGUGUGAGCUGAGCUGACAGGGAGAGAGAGUCCGUGCCACUCCUUCCCCAUCUCCUCAGGGGAAAAGGCUCGCAUGGCAGAUCUGUCACCCAGGAGGUCGUUCAGUGUUAACGCUCCCGACACGGAUUAAACACUAGUGGCCAGUGCCGGAGUGCGGGGUCAGUGUAGCCACCACUGACAGGCACCAUGGGGCCCCCAACGACUGCCCAGCUGCAGCCUUGUAGUGGUGCUACUCUGGCCCUGGCAUGUGUCAGACAGUUUGGGAGACGACGGCCAGAGCUUGCCCUGUGAGCAACGCUUCUACUUGGCUCUGCACGGUUGCUUCUCCUCUUCUGUAACAAUCACUCACUGCCCUUUGAAAAUAUCCUCACAAACAGAUACUUUUCAUCUUUCUUAGUCAUACCUUUGUGAACAGUCAGAUUUUCACAAUAACUGUACUAUUAGACUAAAUAAUAGAAUUUUUAUGGGCUAUUUUUAGCAUUUGACUUAAACUGAGGAAUAUAUUUUUUGUAGCUCAUAGCUUACGUUUUUUUUAUAAAUAUGUUUAUUCUUGUUACUUUUUGAAGGCAAUAUAGAGAGAUAUAUUACUGAUAACUGUAAAUUAAAUAAGAAAUUAAGCUACCUCCUAAUUUAUGGGCAGUAAAUAUCAGCACGUCUGUAUCUGUAUUUCAGAAUUCAAGUAAAAUUUGCAUCACUCUCUAAAAUUGUUCCGGCUGAUUUCCCCCAGCUGGAGAGGGACACUAGAUUCCCCAAUUUAUCGCACUCACUCAAUAUGGGCGUUCUCUCUCUUCUUCUCUCUCUGUCUGUCUCUCUCCCUCUCUCUCUCUCUCUCACUCACUCUCCCCAGUCGAUAAGACUUGAGCUGAGCAUAUGUGAAAUAUUUAUUCAGUGUUUGCUCAGAGCGCCAUAGCUGCCCACACACUCUACCUGCCCUGAAGAGAAAUCUUAUCUGUGCUUCCUCUGCCUCUGACACCCCCUGAAAGCCUGUCCCCACACUGGCCCGAGCUCAACACAAAUUACAUGUCUCAUUGCUCUGCAUUUACAGCUACUUUAAAGCCUGCCGCUCCUCCUGUCCCCUACACAAGCCCUCAGCCAGACUCUGUUUCAGCCGGAGCAAGAAAGGAAGACCUGCAUGAGCUGAGCUGCUACUUGUGCCUUUGACUCAUUAUUAAUCUCUCUUUUUUUAAAAUUGCAGAUAUAUUUGUACCAUUUUAAUUCUGUUUUUUUGUUUGUUUGUUUGUCCCAUACUUGCGCUUAGUCAAAACCACAGGAUGUCCUUGUCCUUUCAAAAACAAAAAGACAAACACACACACACACACACACACACACACACACACACACACACACUCAUAGGAAAAAAAGACUCUUUAGCCUGUAGUCUGUUUUGUUAAACUCUUUCAGUAUACGUAAUCUGGCAUCUAUCCACGGCCCCCAUGACUGACCCUCAUAAAGCUGGCUGGCGCUCCUCUUGCUUUGUUUAGCUUUCCAAGUGGUGUGCAAGUGAAUAGUGUAGAUACACACAGUUUUUUUAUGAUGCAUAGUCUUGAAAAUAUAUUUUUAAAAAGACAUUUACCUUCCUCAAAAGCCGUAGGAAUUAUCUCCUCAGUUUGUGGUUUUUUGGAUGCAUUAGUGAUAGUUCUGCUUGGCUUUAAUUUGCCGUAAUAUCCCAUUUAUUUGUCUCACUAACAGCACAACAUGGGUUUUGCUGAUGUGAUGCCUAUAUUUAUAGCUUUUUGUUGAAUGUGGUGUGCAAGGGGAGCUUUUGGCAGUCUCGCAGUCUGGUGCCAUGUCUGCCAAUCAGUGGUUUGGUUGGUAGACUGGGCCACCACCUCCUCUUAAUCAAUUUACAGGAUGGUAGAAACUCUUACAGAGGAUGCUUUUGUCCCUUUGUUCCUGCUACGAUCCCUUCUCCCUCUCCUGGGAGAGUGUGGGUGGUGGGAGCUGCCAUGCUUGCUCAGCUUUAAGUUAUUUUAUUCACACUUUUAAUCGCUGAGUGCUUUAUUAUUAGGUGCUGGAUUCUGCUGGCCAGGGGAUCUGCAUGAGAAGGCGCAGAAUGCAUUUAGUGGAAUCAUAUUAAUGGCACUAUAAAACAAAUCUGUCAGGCUGUUCUUAACCCUGCUGGCAGAAUUGCACUGCCCGGGGUUGCCCCCUUCUCCAAGCGCUUACAGGUGGCUAAGGAGAGUGCAUCUCCAUCAUCUACUCCACCGUACGCUAAUAGUUUUAUUAAUUCAUUCUUUUUUUUCCUCCCCAGGCACCCUCUGCAUAAUCAUACAGACAUUUUUCAGCUAAAUGGUGUUUGUCAAGGGAGGUUUUCUACUUUAGAGACACUCCUCCAAGACAUACAUACUCACACUUGUUCAAUUACAAGUCGUUCGUUAUCCAAUUCUGCUGUGUGUAAACCUAAAUGCUCGGAUAUAUCAUUAAUUGUCACCCGCUUGUGUUUGUUUGUUGCUCCAUGUCCCGUUUAGGUAAAUAAUGACAGUUUUACCUCGCGUGCAACAUAUUAGCACUGUCGUCUUUGCAAAGUUCAAGGUUUUUACUUGUCACGAAUAAUUUGUUGAAGGAUGAAACAAAUCUGCAGUUGGCCCCCUUAAGACUGAAAUGGAGCCCGUCUUAUGUGGCAAUUAAAAUGUGGAUUUUUUAUUUCUACACAAAUUUACACUCGCGCCCGAAAGGUUGCUCUUUGUCCAACAUGUCCUUUAAUCACUCAGCUGCUUGCUAAUAAAACAUAAACCACUUAGAGGGGAAUUAGUUCUGUCUCCGUUUCACAGAAACGCUGGAGAAUGUGAGGAGACAGGGGGAAGGUAUAGUCCUGCCUCCGCUCAUUACUGCGGCACGUCUGACGGCGAAGUCUCAGUGUGUGCACCUGAGUGAAGGAAUCUGAGAGGUUCUCCCAGAUGUUUCUCUCCAGCGUUUUUAUUAGUGUUAAAAAAGCAUGUAAAUCCUGAACACAUGGGCUGACACACUAUGAGGGAGGAAUUGAGAAGAUAUUUCUGACAGUUUUGGUUUAUACCCUCAUUUAAGCACUCAGUUUAGACACAAGGCAUUGUAUUUCUGUAGGCUUUUAUCUUGUCCACUGAGCCAGAACGCAGUGAGCAGAAAUUUGCAUUAGUGGGCGAUUAUGAAUACCUGUGACAGAUUCUCUCUACCGGCUCCCUGGGUGGAAAUGAAUUGGCUCCCUCUGUUGACUUGCACAGGAAGACAGAGACCAAGCAAUUAGACUUUAGUGGUUAAUGUAGCAGCUUUUGCAGGGAGGGCAAGGAGGUUCAACAUUCCUGCUGGGCUCAUGUCAGUUUCCAGGCACAUUUUUACCUCUUUUCUCUUCCCUUUUUUACGAGAAUACUGGGAAUAUGACAAGCUACCUGUCCACCAGCCAGCUGAAUUCCUCUGGGGUGAGGGUAGCGCUGCUGUAGAAUCCCCUCAUGGGAACUGAGGUGACAACACAUGACGUAGGUUAUUCAUAACAGAGAGGAGAUGUACUGCAGCUACCUCUGUGCAUCAUGCAUAUUCAUUGUUUACCUUUUUUUUAUCCCCCACUGGCUCUAGUUUGUCGCUGCAUAUGUAAUUCAGAGGGGCUCUAAUAUGAAAUAGCUAAAAACAUAUUGCUCGUAUUGUUCAUUUCUCUUUAUGUUGCUCACCCCGCCGUGGCUCUGCAUGACUCUGUGGCUCUCGUGUGAUCUCCCAGGUUGUUCUGAGGGAUAAUGGACAGGACAGUGGUGAAGCCUAGGGCUGUGGGGCAAAGUGUUAUCUGCCUUACUCAUGGUUCACAUUUCCCUGGUGGUCGUUUGAACCUACGCCUGGUGUGGCAAUAGGUAGACUGGCCCCCAGAGCAACAUACACGGACUCUGUGCAGCCGCUAUGACAGGAGCAGUCUGCUGUUUACAGGCCUGCUACUGAGGCCUUCAGGCCCCGGUGCUUCACAUACUGUCUCGGGUUUAACUCGAGCAUAUUGUUCAUACUCCAAGUAGCCCCCAGCUCUUUGAAUCUGAGCUGUGCAACAAUUGUGUUGGUUCUGCACGGCCACUUUAUCCAAUAUUUAAAAAAAAAUGCAAAAAAUAAUGUCACUGAAAGUAGGAUGAAUCUGAGAAUUGAUAAGGAUUCAUUGAUUAUAUAAAAAGGUAUGGUCUGUAAAUAAAAAAUGGAGCAUAUGUCGAGUGUAUUGCCACAUAAUUACACUAUAAUGGAUUUUAAGAUUCAACUUGCUGCUGGGGCACAUUUUUAUUUCAUCCCUGUCAACCUGCUGGUGUGAUCCUCCUCACACGUUCCCGAUCAUUUCAGUUGGAGAUAGACUCAUUAGGCUGUCAGUAAAUUGGUUUAAAUGCAGCCGUCCAAUUAGUCCUCUGCUGUGAAAUGCAGUGGGUGUUGUGCAACGUGCUUAGCACCACUCCUUUACAGAAUUAUGAGGGAUUACUCAUUCAGUGUGAUCCAUCUUAUUUCUACCAGGGGUCUUGGCUUUUCUCAGUAUCAUCGCCAUGGAGGGGGUAAAUGUUGCAACUGCUUCUCCGGUUGCCAUAUGCGCCUCGUCAGAGAGCCUCGCUGCCUCCGAAUCUAAGAGGAUUUGAUGUGCUAGUUAAAAGACAGCAUACCAUGCCUAUCCAUGUCAUACUUUCUGUUCAGCAGUAAGGCACCCUGCCAGCGCGGUGUUAUUGGUGUAUAUAAAUAGGAUUUCAAGAUAUUAAAAGUUGUCCCUGAAUGUCUGUUACUUUCAAACCACUAAGAGUAAAAUCUGUUGCCACUGGCUGUAAAUCUCAGAGGAUUUACAGUCUGUAGGGCUUUUUAUGAGAUUUAGGAUGUGGUUAAAUCCAUUAUAUAUUUUGUUUUGGGAGCGGGCAAGAUGAGAUUUGAAAGCUGUGUCCUCCUGCUAUAGUGUGACGGGUUUUGCGUUACACUGUCAUGUCCUGUCUCUUCAGAUCUUCCUCUUGACGGUGUGGCACUGGGAGCUCUUCAUGCUGCCCCUGUUCCUGCUUCUGCUCAUCGGCUGGCAGUACUUUCAGCUCACCACAGGCAAGGCCAGCUCCAACCAAGACCUGGUGAGUGACAAGAACUCUUCGGUAUUCAUCAAUAUACAUCUGUAGACACAUGCUGUUAUAGUGCAAAUUCAAUCUAUAUGUUAACCUGACUCUGGUCAAACCCUGAUAGAGGGGAAUCCUUUGGCACACGUUGGGGGAAUGCAGCUUUUACCGCCACGUCAAUUAAAAACUCCCAGUGCUGUGUGCACACUGUAAAUCACAGGAGCUGUUGCGCUCUCAGUUUUAGCCGUUUACUUUAUGCUUUAUAGCUGCUUUAAUUACUUUCUAGAUUGCCUCCAUUGGCCCAACAAACUCAUAACAGUAAGAUCACUUAGACGAAAUCACUAUAAAAAGUGUUUAUAGUCUUUAGUCUGUUUAUACAGUAUCACCACAUCUGUAAACGCAUAGUUCCCCUCACAACAUGCUACUAUCUCCUCUCCUUCUACAUUUAUGGUAAUUCAGUUUGCCCUACACAUGUUUGUGAAGGUUAAUGCUGUUCACACUUCCAACUGCCCCUCAAUUUCACUGUGUUGUAAGCCUUCUCAUCGGCCAGCUAGGGGCCUGGCCUACCCACACCCCCUCCCCAAAGCAACAUACCCAGCCCCGGUGAUUGUGUUUAUGGCUGCUGGCAAAGAUGCCGCCCCUGGGCAAUGUUAAAGCCCGAGCUCACCCUCAUAUCUAGUGUGGAGACUCUGCCACCCCUCUGUGACCCUCUGGCCGGCAAUGACACAGCUCUGUUCCCAGGCAAUGUCACAUCGUGCACCACAUUGGGGUCAGGGAUGACUUGAUAUAAAGUGAUCUAGGCAACAGCAUCCAAAUUAAAUGUGUUGGUUUUUUUUAUCCCCCUCUUUUCUGUUUUUCUGUGUGCUUAUGUUGUGGAGAAAUGAGAUUGCUUUGGUGUGACAGUGCUCUUGUGAGGAAGGCCCUCUUUCACCUCUCCUUUUGUAUGAGGUCACCCCUGUGAUGCAGUCUCUAUGGAAACAAGCCUCUCCCAAUAGGGGUGAAUGUACUCAAAGAAAAUUUCAUUACUAGGUGUUUGUUAAAAAUGCUCCAGUGCCCACAUGUCCCGUUUGUUUGAAAUCACCCACUACCCUUUAUUAUCUCUUAGGUGAACAUGAGCAUGGGUGACGACGAAGAGGAGGACGAGAAGGUAUUUUAUCUUGUCUCUUUCAAACAUUUCAGCAGAUAAUAUCUUUCUAUCUAGGUUUUCAUUGUGAAUAUAAAAAUGUAUCUUUAACGGUUUACCAUGAACAUUGACACACUCUGCGGCUAAUGGAAAAAAAUUUGUUUAGAAGGCUAGCGUUUCAUUUCUAAAACCCAAAGUCAAACGUUCUUGUGUGUAGAAAUUCUUAGUCCCGGAAAUACUGCAUACCUAUGUGUCUCAAUGUCAUGAUUGAGAGCUCGCGUCUUAGAAAACAGGAGACAUUUUCCCAAAGAGCAGUGCAGGUUUUAGUCUUUUUUUGUUAAGCAUAGUAACGGUGACGGAUUUCUCAGAAGCUCUUUUCUGACUAAGAAUAGAAAUGUUUUCCUGCAUCCCAAAUGAUGGCAACAUCUAUGCAGCAGUUGUAGCAUGUAGUCCUUUUGUGUGUUCCUCUGGGUAUUCAGUGUCACUCUACAAAUGUGCUCCGCCGAGAUAAUGCAGCCCUUUGAAAAUCUAUAAAUCAAAUUUAAACAGCACUGUCAAUUAGAUUUUGCACAGCUUUUGGGUGCAGAAUCAGUCGAUAUUUUUGUAUCAUCAUCGUCUAAAUUGGAGAGUUAUGUUUAGAAUGACCUUUUAUUACUGAGACAAAUGAACAAAGUACAAUAACACAGCAGUAAACAGUAUACUCUGCCCUAAAGGUUAUCAGCCGUUUCACUCGCCCGGUUUUGAGAAAUCAUAAAUGGUGAUGUUUAUUAAUAUUUCCCUCUAGUGUCUCUUGCAAACAAAACAACAGGAAAUCUUUAAGUAGCCUGAAAAUUAUACUUUCCCUCAGCACAUAAUAUUCAAUUAAACUCAUCCCACUGUUUUUUGUAAAGAAGGAAGAGUUAACAGGGAUGUGUAUUAUUGCUUUAUGGCAAUGAAGUGUGGAGCUAACGCAAAGCCUCCAAGCAAUGACCCUUGUGCUGCGUGUCUAGGCCCAGGAUUCAUAUCCAUAAUGCGCUCAAUAUAUUCUGUUGUGAUGACCCGAGGCUACAAAAAAAGCCAGAUUCUUUUAAAAACACAGGCACAUCCACCAAAUCCUGUCUGAAAGGACGGGCUAAUUCACAGAUAAAACUCGCAUGAUAUGUCUGUGCACACAAUGUGGGAAACCACACUUGCUAUCAUUGCUUAGAACAGGCUAACGGGUGCUUAAGCAAACAGCAGUGACACAGAAAUUCAGCGUAUUUAUGAAGAUUGAAUCAGGAGGGAUUAGCUUUAUGUUUUAAAUAUACUAUUUCUGCUGCACACACAAUGGUUUCGAGUCUUUCUCUUUACCUUAAAAUCUCAGCUUUCAAUAGAGAGUGUUUAUAGUUAAAGAAAUGGUGGCGGUUUGAGAAAGGUUUAAUACUCUCUCUCAAUACGUCGCAUGUGCUUCUGAACUCAGCCUUCGUCUCUGAAAGCUGUUUGAAAGGUUUUCCAUAAACCUCCUAAGCCCUUUCACACUCUGAGGAAAUGAAAUAUCUCCUUUCAUUUACUAAUUAAGCAGUCACCCAUGUUUGUUUUAAGCUGUCAGCUUUAAUUUAAAGUGGCUUAUUUGAAAGUCUUGUUAUGGUCUCCCUGUCACUUGAAUGUGAUAUCAUGCAGUCAGAUCAAGCAGUGUAGCUUUACACCUCCUAUCAAAGUCUUCUUUAAAAAUAUUUGGGGUUAAAGAGUGAUCAGUGUUAAAUUUGAUGACUUCAAAGCUCUUCCUUUUUUUCCUCCAGUUUUUUCUCCAACAUGCGAAUAAAGGCUUUUCCCUCUGAGAAGGUUAUGAUUACCACUCAAAUAUGUUUUUAUCCCCCCUUUUCCCCCUUGAGGAAGGAAAUAUUCAAACCUCAGACAGAGCUGCAAGAAUGUGAAGGCAUGACGUUAAAGAGAGACGAAAGGCAAGGCAGUGUUACAGCAGGAUAAUACAGAACAGAUUCUUUGCCUGUGAACAAAUCUGUCCUCGGGGAAAGAGACAGCUUACAAAUUAUGUGUGGGCAAAGUGACUUCCCUUUGGCCUUAGGUAUCAAUUGUGCAGAUAGACAAUAUUUAAUCGUAACAUAAAGAAACAGAGAGGCAAAACAAGUCCAUAGAUCUCCAGCAGAAAUGAAAAGGGAAGAUGAAACAGCCCUUUCAUUGCCCCCCGGCUGGCACUGCUGGUCUGGGGUUGCCUUGCUCCCAGAGUGUACCCCAAGGGAGUUGGGGGUUGAAGGGGAGGGUGGAGAGAUGGUGUGGGGGGUGCAAGACUGGUUCUCAGGAGUUACUCCAUCUCACCCAGUAGUCCGCAGUCACCGCUGGCUCUCCUUGAGCCCACCGGUUAGAACGACUGCCCAUGUCAUGAUCGGUGGCGUGCAUCAUGAGAGAUUCAGCACAUGGACCCACCGUCUAAUUAAAGCCUCUGAGAGCUUUGGUGGUGUUUUAUCCCGGAAAAUUGUUUGUUAGCUUAUUUUAGCUCCAUGUGAGAUAAUUUGCCAGGAACACAGGUGUUUUUCAUUCAAAUGCACUUUUUAUCUUUGUCAGAGAAGUCACGAGAAAAACAUGCAGUCCUAGAAUUCAAAUUUGGCAGCGUUUAUUCUAAUUAAAGUGAUGCUAAAUGAGCUUUUUCCAGCCUUUGAUAACACCCCACAUGUCUGUGAGAGUAUGUUUACCUUUGCGCAGGAGAUCAAAUUGGUUCUCCAUUACUGCACCUUAAAAGGAAGCUUUUACAAUUUUAUCUGAAAUGAGAAUAUGAUUUCGCACAGGUUUUCUAAUCAGGAGACAUUUAGGAUUCAUUUAGUCCGUCCCCAGUUUGCCCAUCCUUUUCCAUUUCAGAAGGAGAUCUUUUAUUUAUUUUUGUUUCCUCUGUACUCGUGUACAGAGUGAAAAGAAAAGUGAACAAAGAUAAAGAAUAUCAUCAAAUGAUUAAUGUUGGAAGGACCAGGACUUGGAGUUUCGGUCGCUAAGGAGAUGGAGGAUUUCAAGAAUCUUAAACCACAUGAAUAAUGAUAAUGAUGAGAGCUCUGCCUCUCGAUGCGCACUUCAGAGAACAUCUAUUUGCCUGCUUUUCUUUUAGAAAUGAAAGACAAUAUGGUUUCUUUUUUAACUGCUGGAGCUGCGUUUCUGGGCGAAUUUACCUUACAUAUGUAUGUAGUGCGGUUAAAUAAUGCUUUAUAUCUCCUAUUAGGCCUGCAUUUUUAAUCAUGUAAUCGAGCUGCUUUACAACUUUCAGUGAAAAAUAUGAAAAGGCGUAUGAGUGUGUGUGUGAUGAGGCUCAAUGCAUGGUUUCAGGGUCCAGUAAGAGCUCAAUGACUUGGAACGUAAAGACGUAGCCGAUUCUGGCAGAGUUGUUUCUUUUCAAAAUAAACUUUGAGUAAAAACUUCAAUUAACACCUGAUGUGGAGCAGAAGACACAUGGAGGUUUGCUCAUCCCUCCCCCCAAUGCUCUGGAUUGAAGUGAGAUAAUGCAGGGAGCCUGACGGUCUGUUUCACCCAAGAUGAGACCAUGAGAUUUUAAUCCCGUGCAUGUUUGUGAUAGUUUUUCCUUUUUUGGACAAUGCGGAGCCUCCAGUGUCUGUCCAGACCCCAGCGCAGUAGGGGGAGGCUCUGCUAGUGUGGGAAUUGCUCUCUUCCUGCGCCUUUGGUGGAGCAGAGUGGGCCUGACAGUGGGGAGUCUCUCUGUGCUGGCAGUGAGUGUGUUCUCAGGGGCGGCCUCAUGAGGCUCUGAUAAAGGCAUUGAGUCUGGACCCUGUCAAUGCACUCAGGCUGCGGAUUCAGCUGACUUGUAACGUAAACAUACAGUCAUGCUGAAACCUCCUGUUAGAGUCCAUCAGAGCGUUUCCUCCCCCUCCCCCCUCUCACUCGUCCUCGUCCACCCUCUGUCAUCAUUCCUGUCAUUAUAGCAUCUUUUGAUGUGAGGCUUCUCAGCCCUCUUUAGCUUAUGUUAUUCGUGUUAUCUUGGUCACUCCUCUGCCUCUGGAAGGCUUCAGGCUCGUUAUUUUCAGACUAGUUGUGACUGAAUUUUUUUUUUUCAUUAUGAAGGCCAGACCUUCUACCCACUCCCCACCCCCCACACUCACACAAACUUACAUACGUCUUAUCGCAUUAUCAGGCUCAUUAUACUGCCAGUACAUUAAAGGCAAAUCAAACUAUGUGCCAUGAUGUCUUCCUAAAUGAAAUAAGUGCAAUGGUGAACAAGUACACAACCAACUAUCCAGAUGAGGUGAAGUGUUUUUCUCACACAGAGACAAAUUAGUAAAAACAUGUUCAGACGUGUCCUGUGCAGGCUGCUGGAAUCAAAUCUUUCCUAAGUUGUGGGCCCCUGCUCUUCUCGUCUGGGUCGUCUCGUCUGCCUGAUUGCAGAUGGCCAUUUUGUGUACUUUUCAUCUACCAGAGAGUCUUGAUUGUGCUGCACUCGUGCAGCAGCUCUAUUGUAUGUGGCGGACAAAAGCUGAAAUCUUUCAUCCAUCCACGUAACAGCCUCUAAACCCUGAGUCUGUCUCAUCUUCAAAAGCAGAGUCUGAAGAUGUACAGUGUUUGCUCAUUAUGGGCCAUUGAAUAGAUAAAUCACACAUAAUAGCAUCACUGAGAUAAACUGGUCUUUGUCUACCCUGCCCAACAAUUGACAUACAGUGUACCUCAUCAGUGUUUGUGUGCUUUUUUUUCUCUCCGUCUCUCUAUUUUAGGAAUCUGGAAAAAAGGGUUUGAUGGAUAAGAUACAUAUGGUUCAGGAAGUAGUGCUGGUCGUCCAAAAUGUUUUGGAGGAAAUCGCAAAUAUCGGGGAGCGAACCAAGAAGUAAUCGACCAUUUCUUUAUUUGUCCCACAAGUAUCUGUGUUUGAAAUGAACCGUUUGAUGAAACUGACUCUUUCUCUCUGUUUUUAGCAUUUUCAACUGGUCCGUCCCGUUCAUGUCAUGCUUGGCCUGCUUGGUGCUGUUUGUGGGAACCGCGCUGUUAUAUUUUAUCCCACUGCGAUAUAUUGUUCUGAUAUGGGGUAAGUUUUCUUCAGUAGAUUUAAAUCGUAGAAAAUACAUCAUUGAAAGUGUAAUGGGUGAAAACCAAACGCUAACUUACUCCCACCGUGUUUUAUAUAAAGUCUUUUAAUGCAGAGACUCACAAAUGGCAUAAAAGGCGACUCGUGCUGCUUUGUCGCACAAUACAAUGCUUUUUCAGCGUUCCUAACCGGGAGUCCAUGAUUUAAUGAAGUACAAUAAUUUAAGAAGGCAGCCAUCCCCACACCUCUGCAGAUGCACAGAGAUCAGACAGCUGCAGAGGUUCGCUCUGCUCAGUGUGGGCAGAUGUAGCCGAGCCCAGCAGAGGCGAGGCCCAGGGUUUGUGUGAAAACAAAGCAGUGGUAGAAUAGCAAGCUGUAUAUAAUACAUGAUGUCCUUGGGCAGUCUGUAGGCUCCUGGUCUAGCCUCUCAUUAUCUGCUGUAGUCAUACAGAAUAGACAGUCAUCUCAGUGGUCAGGGAGAUGCGCUGCCCUUAACAGGCUCUCCUCCUCCUCCAGCUGUAAGCCCACAACCACUGUACUUCCACACUGCCUUCAACACAAUCAAUACUAAAAAACCAUCAUAUCAAACAAAAAACACACAGUCUGAGACACUCCUCUGCCUCCCCAGUUAACCCCCAUCUCUGUGGUUUCAAGGCAAGCCUUUCAAGUUGCUUGCACAUAUUUAAGUCCUUAGGUUCUUUGUCUGCAUGUUGAGGUACAGGCAGUACCAAGCUGUGAAUAUAAUGGUCCCUAUUACAAGACCCCAGAGAUGGUGUUUUCUCUGUGGUACAGGGCCAAAGUAAAUAUAGAUGCGCUACAAAUCAGAGUGAAAGAAAGAAAAGUGAAAAGAAGUUGUCAUGAAAGUGCACCUUUUUUUUUUUUUUUAAAGAGUAAAGCUUUCAUCGUCAUCUGCUCUUACUGAUUUGUCGUUACCUUAUUGAUCAGGCUUGAAUUCAGUUUGGUAGAAAAAGUGUCUUAUAACGAAGUUACUCAUAACACCGGUGAUAAUCCACAUAUAUAUAUAAACACAGGAGGGGUUACACGACUUUUUUUAAUGACUGUCUUUUACGCAGCAAAACCGAGUAAAAUUACGCCGCUUGGUGCGACGCUUGUAUUUAUUUAUUUAUGUCUACUUGUUUUCACAGGCAUUAACAAAUUUACCAAGAAGCUGCGCAACCCGUACGCUAUUGACAAUAAUGAAAUACUGGAUUUCCUUCAGCGGGUGCCUUCUGAUGUUCAAAAGGUAAGGGUCCAAUUUUACAUACAGAUAGGAGGGAAUUCCCUAAAGAUGCUGCCAUUAUUUGCUGUACCAGAAUUCCCAAGCGUUAGAGAAAUGUAUCCUCCAGCUUUGUUUGAUUAUUAAUGGACUCUCGCUUUUAAAGCAGCUCUGGCCCAAUUAUUCCCCGGUGUAGCUCUGUGUAGUCGCCACAGCGCCUGAGUGAGGAGAUGCUCAGAUCUGUCCUCAGCCAUAUUGCCGCAGCCCGGUCCGUUAUUAGCAAUUUUGUCUGUCCGAUUGAAGCACUGUGACACGGAAGUUGGUGAUUGGCCAAAAGAGCCGACAGAGGGGUUCUGACGUCUCCGGCUGAAGUGUCAGCAUGGAAACUCUGAUGGCCUCAGUCACUUCAGGGUGGCGGAGUCAAUUAAUGUAGUCGUGAGCCCCAGUCGUCUUGCAGGGUGCCAUAUGUGAUUACAUAUUAACCAUGGCUGAUAUGUCAUUUUCAUUUACAUCACAGAGCUGAGGAGAGCUGUCAGGUUGUUGUAACUGGUAUCGGGUGCUCUCCGUUCUCCGGCUGAGAAUUUUGCUCGGCCAGGAAAUGAAGUGCCACACAGUGCCUUCAUCUAGCAGGUAACUCGCCAGACGGAAUUCAGCGAGAAAUCCUGACAGUCUGGAUCUGGAAAGACACUCUCACCCCAGUCUGUUUCUCUGCUGCACCCUUGAUGUCCUCCUGCAGCAAGCCAUUCCUGACUUGUCUGUGAUGUUGGAGGGAGCCUGUGUUGUUUGAGAUUUGGCUGACUGAGUUGGCAAAACAAGGUGGUGAAUACAUUUUGAUUCAGAAUCCUUUGUAUGUCUUCUUCCCCAUAGGGAUACAACGUUUGAGCUUUGAAAACGACUCACUUUCAAAUCUCAUGGAGACAAUACUUUUUAGCCGGGUUUAAAAGAAAAAGUACAUCUUGAAAAUAGCUCCAAUCAUAAAAAACAAAACACCCUUAAGAUUCAUCACAAGUGUGUUUCAUUACAUACUGUGAAAAAAUAACCUUAACAUCAUAUACACAGGAGACCCAAAACAAUAGACCACAUAUUUUGUUUUUGUUGACUUAGAACUUCAAUCCUCAGAUAGGUGUGGACACAAAAACACCACAAAGACUGAAAAUUGACUCCUGUCUUUCUUGCGAAUGUGACUUGGCAAUUAGUGCCUGCGCACAUCUACAAAGUCUUUCUCAAACGGGGACUUCUGACAACGCAGUGUCUGUCCUGAAAUAAGAAGCAUCUGUCAGUUCUGAGGACAGUUUCAUGUUCUGAUGCAGGAGGCAGUCACUUUGUUCCCACAUUCCAUCUCCCAUUCUAAUAAUGGACACCAGCUAAUUAGCAUAGAGGGUUUUUUUUUUACCUUUAUUCAACAGAUUCACCGUAUUGUUUGAGCUCAGCAAGCAGGCUUCAAAAGCAACUUUGCAAAUUCCAGCUCUUCUUAUUUCACUUCAGCCUAUGAUCAGCCCUCUGUGGAUUAUAGUGGUGGUUUUUGGUUAAAAAAAAAAGGAAAUUUUGGACGAAUGAAUUAGAAUUUUGAAAUGUUAAAGGAAACAUGAUUGCACAACAUAAAUGUAUUUACAAAUCGGUCUGAUCAUUGAGGAGUUUCUGGAGUUGUGGUAUUUAUAUUAAGCUUGAUUCUUCAUCAUGCAAAAAGAAGACGAAGGAAAAGUUGUUGAUUCAAAUGUUUUAUUUCAGGCUUUCUUUUUCCCUGAAGAAAUCAAAGUUGCACCAAAAAGUCGACCUGUGAAGCUCUGAACAAAGUUACACCUCGAACCGUGUUGUCAGUAUAAACAACACUUGCUACUAUUCUCAGCUUUAACAAAGUUUUCUUUAGGGGACAUAACUUAGACUGAGUGAUUAUGCAGUUUGCAACUCCUGCUCAGCCUGGCAGGUCAUCUCAACAGUUGAUGUCUGUUUCUAAUAUUGUGAUUGUGGUGCAGAAUGAGGGGGGCGUACACUGGUACAGAACCCUUGACUCUUCAAAUCCUUCCUCCCUGUGAUUAAUCCCCUCUGCUCCUGUGUUUAAAAAAUGAUUCAUUACAGGCGAGCCCGCCUCGCUUUCCCCUGCACCAGCUCUCCUCAGGGGAGCCAUUACCGUGCGCUCCACUGAGCUCGGAUUACCUGCCUCUGACCAAACUCCUGUUUGUUUUUACAGGUGCAGUACAGCGCUCUGAGAGCGCCCACCAGCCAGCCGCGGAAGAAAAAGUAAGCUUGGCUUGGAUGAAAGGCUGGUCUCCGUUUGAAUACGGUAUGGCGCCGUCCACCUGACAACAAUGCUCCGGUGCCAGCAGAACCCAUGACCCCUUGCACCCCAUCGUACCACCCUAACUCUGCCCCCUGCUGCUAAGGGGCAGCCAGCCGCUAUCUGGCUUGUGUGUUUGCCACCCCCCUGACAGAGGCUGUGAACUGCAGCAGCUAGGAGGGCAGCACAUGGCGCUGUCAAUCACAAGCCUGGAGGUAAAGAAAAGAGAAGCCCUGUGA